GCCGCUGUCAGGAGAGUGCGACUUUCGCGGAGCACCUACACAGCUGCCGGGUCCGCGGGCUUUAAUCCCCCUUCCGUGGAAUAAUUCGCGCGAGCGAGCGAGCCCUCGGUCUCGUUGGCCACGGACUCGGGGGGGAGAGGCGCAGGAAGGACGCGCGCGCGCGAGAUCUUUCGCGCGACGAAGGUGACAGGUCGGGGAGUCGGGCGCGCGGGUUUCGUUACGCGGUCGCGGACUAUAAGCCGGCAGCCGUCGUCGUCGUCGUCGUCGUCGUCGUCGUGCCCGAUCCCUCUCGCGCUCGUUCGUCGUCGCCGUCGUCGUUAUCGACGUCGACGUCAUUCGGUCGCGAAAACCGAGAGUGUGGCACCCGGCGCGCCGUGCCGACGCGGCUCGGUCGGGGAAAUCGGCGCCCUCUCCUUCGUCGAGAACGAACGGGAGAGGAGAAACGUAGACGGAGGACGUAGAGUAUCCCGUCAGAGGGAGAGCGAGAGACGCGAUACCCGAGCCGCUCGCGCAUACGCACGCACGCACGCACGCUCGCUCGCUCGUUCUCGCGCCGCGAGUGCUCACCGUCAUCGUCGCUCAACAUCGUCGUCGUCGUCAUCGUCGCAGCCGCCGCUUGCCGGGACGAGAGUCGUCCCUCUCUCUCUCUCUCGCGCGCACGGGUCGAGCCUCGCCUAAACUGCUCCUCCUCUCCCGGAUCCCGGUCGGGUCGAGCAGGACCGCCGACCGUGCUCCUGCCGGAAACCGUUCUCCCGGAAUAUCGAUCAAAUAGCCUGAGAACCGAGUGAAAAACUAGUCCGGGAAGAACGAGAGAGAGAGAGAGAGAGAGAGAGAGAGAACGCGAGAAAAAGGGUGUCGGUGGCGGAGAGAAGAAGAGACAAAAAAGAGAGAGAUACGGCGAGAGAAUCCCGAUACUACUACGUCGCUCCAGGAUACGCGGAAGGAGACGCAGCUGAAUCGCACGGCUAAAUCGGCGCAAGGGUGGCGGUGGUUAGGGCCGCGUACGGGUGGCUGCGGUCGCCCAGGUAGUUAGGGGAUCACUCGGUGCCGGUUGCCGCCGCAGUAGUAGAGUUGUUAUCGGUGACUACGAAGACGAAAACGACGAAGACAAGGACGAGGAGGAGGACGGCGGUGGUGGUGGUGGCGGAGGAGGAGGAGGAGGAGGAGGCGGCGGCGGAGGAGGAGACGGUGAAGGAGGCAGUGCCGGUAUUAGUGGUGUCAGUGGUGUCAUCGGUGGCGAAAGUGUUUACGGUGGUUGUGGUGGUGGUGGUAUCGGCUGCUGUGGUGACGACGGCGACGGCCGCGGCCGCGGGUGCGAAGUGCGACGAGGAGGACGGGAUUAAGGAGGAGGAGGAGGAGGAGGAAGCGGAGGAGGUGGAGGAGGAGAGGAGGUGGUGGUGGUGGAGGAGAACAAAUUACGCCGGGAGGUCGUUUCACCCUCUUCGUGGCGACGGGGCCGCUUAUACCUGGCCGCCGGCCUCUUUAGCAGCCGCUGGUGAGAGAGGAAGUGCGUGAGGGUGGCAUUUGUAAAGGCAACGUGUAGCAAGAUGGGCUGUGCCAUGUCCGCGGAGGAGCGGGCCGCUCUGGCCCGCAGCAAGCAGAUCGAGAAGAAUCUCAAGGAGGACGGUAUCCAGGCGGCCAAGGACAUCAAGCUCCUGCUGCUCGGAGCGGGUGAGUCCGGCAAGAGUACGAUCGUGAAACAAAUGAAAAUUAUCCACGAGAGCGGCUUCACGCCGGAAGACUUCAAGCAGUACAGACCCGUCGUGUACAGUAACACGAUACAAUCUCUAGUCGCUAUUCUCAGAGCAAUGCCUAAUCUGGGCAUCAGCUUUUCAACCAACGAGCGAGAGACGGACGCAAAAAUGGUAUUUGACGUAAUACAAAGAAUGGAAGAUACGGAACCUUUUAGCGAAGAAUUGCUCGCAGCUAUGAAGAGGCUGUGGUCCGAUAGUGGAGUGCAAGAGUGCUUUGGCAGGAGCAACGAGUAUCAGUUGAACGACUCCGCGAAAUACUUCCUCGACGACUUGGAUCGAUUAGGAGCGAGGGACUACCAGCCAACGGAACAAGAUAUUCUCAGGACCCGAGUGAAAACGACGGGAAUCGUGGAAGUCCACUUUUCAUUCAAAAACCUCAACUUCAAAUUAUUUGACGUAGGUGGUCAAAGGAGCGAGCGUAAGAAAUGGAUACAUUGCUUCGAGGAUGUAACUGCAAUUAUCUUCUGCGUGGCAAUGUCCGAGUACGAUCAGGUCUUGCACGAGGACGAAACGACGAACCGAAUGCAAGAGAGCUUAAAACUGUUCGACUCGAUCUGCAACAACAAGUGGUUUACCGAUACCUCGAUUAUCCUCUUCCUGAACAAGAAGGAUCUCUUCGAGGAGAAGAUCCGCAAGUCUCCUCUCACAAUCUGUUUUCCCGAGUACACUGGUGCGCAGGAGUACAGCGAAGCGGCUGCGUACAUCCAGGCACAGUUCGAAGCGAAGAACAAGUCGACCACGAAGGAGAUUUACUGCCACAUGACCUGUGCCACCGACACGAACAACAUUCAAUUUGUGUUCGACGCAGUCACAGACGUCAUUAUCGCCAAUAAUCUGCGCGGCUGCGGUCUCUACUAGGCUAAUUCUGUAUUCUACGUUAAGCGCAAACAGAGGAGGAAAAACGUUACCCAUGACAUAUGGCUGGCCGGACGGUAUUCUUCAAUGGGUUCGUGGCUCGUCUCGGUUCCACUCCGACGCGAGAAUGAGAGAUAGAGAGAAAGAAAAAAAGACGACCCCUUUUGUUAUCAACGCUGGGCAGAAGCGUAGCGCGGAACGUUUAGUUUGUCUUGUCUUGUACUAACGAAUCCGAGAAGCCGACAUCGUCAAUCGUUCGUGAUGUCGGUCGGUGAAACGAGGCACGCUCCUUGGCGAAGGCAGCGAGGAAGAACGCGUGUUCCAAGAACGAGACUGCGAGCCAUCGUCUGGUUCCGAUCCUAGGACGGAGCCAGACGUCGUUUUCACAGGAAACGAGACCGAAGCGAUCGAAGACGGUUUCGCGGGCGAUGUCGCAAUCUUAGCAUAUGUAUCGGAGAAAUGAAAGGGAUCUUAAUUGUUCUUAAGCUUGUAUCUGUCGACGGUGACGAAUAGUACACGCCGUGCCCUGUACAAAAUUGAGAGGGUCGCGGAGAUCGAGAAGCUUGGGCCCAUCGGCGUUAAGGAUCGUCGAACAUCUUUUGUACCGCGCGAUUUUCGACUUCAUUCUCGUUUCGCUAUAGAAACGCUCGAGCAUUCCAUGACGCUCCACAAAGAGGAAGAGAGCAAGAGUUCACGCGUGCGCGCCACGCGCACAAGUCGAAAUCUUUUCCCACAACUUUCGCACACAGAUUUUACUAAGCGCACCCUCGGAGUUCGGUUUAUAUACACACACACACACACACACAUACACACAUAUACACGUUCAUAUAUUCUCUUACGUCUCUCCUUUCAUCGAGGAACAAAUUUGCACGCGAUCGAGGCGCAUCUCUCGGGAGCGCCGACAUGCGCUUUUUCAGAUUUGCAUUUUGAUAAGCGAAGUGCGGCUGAAGGAUAACUUUGACAAAUUUUGUAAGACAGUAACGAUAUCGACAUCGCGAAAUGUCUCGGAGCUCAGUUGAUUACUUCUCUUAACGUUACGGUUAGAAUCCUUCUAUUUUUUACUUUACGUCAUUUCUAUACGCGUCAUGCGAUUACCGCGCAAGUUAAUACGACGACCACGCACACGGGAUAUUCCUAGGCACAGGAACAUUAUAGCCACAAAUGUCGAAUCCAUACGCACAUACACAUACGCAUAAAUUAUUUUUCACGGUUAAUUCCCUUCGUUAACGUCGCAGAGUGUUAUGUACAGUAUACUUUUAUCGUCGCACACGUACACGAAUACCAGACAUACAUAUAGAACGUGUCGAAAUCCUUGAAAUCCUCGCGACUCUGAAAUCAUUCGUUCGCCCUACGAAAUUUCCCCGAUGGGAGUAUCAAAGGAAAGUGAAAAGUCACGUGAUUUUUAUGCGCGAAAUAAAAAAAAAAAGAGGACUUUACAAAGUAGCGAGACUUCUUACGAUUAAAAAAUGACAGAUGGCCGACAGAUUAUUGACAGUGAUUCAAGAUUUUCACGUGGACGCUCCGUGCGUUCGAGCUGGGACACACGUAUGCACGUGCCUGUGCGUACACAAUACCUGGGACAUCCUGCGCACACGCGUAACCGCCGCUGCGGCGAUUCGCGGGAAUCCUAAGAGUGUAUUUUUCUAAGUGCUUCGUUUUUCUUCCUUUCCGUUUUAAUUUUCCUAUGGGGGGGGGGGGGUGGGGGGCGUUACCGACAAUACUGAUGGUUAAGUUCAGCAUACGGGAAAGGGAGGAGGGACGGGCGAGGUGUACGACAGCAUGCACACAUGGGACCUCACACUUAGGCGCCGUGCAUCAUGCACGUGCGUAACGCGUUCCGCGACAGGCAAGUAAGAAUCUCGUUGCGCACAAUCGUACUAUACUCGGCGCUAUCUCGCAUAAGUUAUAUAUUUUAUUACACAUUGGUGGGACCGUUGGCAGAGAUACCGGCAAGGGAAAAACGAGCCGCCGUCACGUUUCGAUACUCCGAUUGCUUUCUCGUCAGAAAGCGAGAGGAUGGGAGUGGGCGAUGUGGGGAUAGGCGCGGCGCAGAGGAACGAACGCGUAUACUAAAUUGGAAAGACGAGAGAUUGACCAUUCGAGAUACCAUUAGGAGGAAAAAAAAAAAAAAAUUGCGAAGGCGAUAAGGCGCGGUAGAAAUCGUAAUGUAAGAAUAAUAUAAGAUCGAAUUGGCUUUCGAACGAGAAAAAGAAAAAAGUAAUUUACCGCUGUUCUAUUCGAAGACUCUUCUUCUAUGUGCGCCUAACUUGUUCAUACGAAAUCACGCGACGUCUUCGUCUUCAAAGUCCUUGCCUGCUCGGCGUACUCCUCGCGUACUUUUCGUGGCGCGUUUCGUUUUUCUUCGGUCGCAUUUAUCGUAUGGAGAUCGCGAGUCCGUUUUGUCCUUCGACAGUAAUGUUACGUGAUCAGUACAAAAGUCCUUGAAGGAAGAAGACGAUGCAAAUCGACGAAUGGAACGCCCGAUGAAAGGGCGAAUGGGAAAGCCCGAACGCGAUUUGCGCGAUAUAUCGGCGGAUGUGCUUGAAGCAAGAAGCAUUCGAAAAUAUGGGCCGUCGAUAACCAGUGCUCGUCUGAUACUUGAAGAAAGAUGCACUCUCAAACGCAUGAACGAUACGUACGUCUGAAAGACAUUUCGGAGAUAACUUAUAGACCUUCUAGACCGUAAGAGAGGUUUCUUCAGGAAUAUCGAGUGUUUUGUACCGUUGGUAUCGCUCGCGUGGACCACGAACCGCCAAUAACUUAUACCGACGCUCUCUAGAAACGAGUCUUAGCACGGCAGCGACGCUAUUUACCAGUGACAUUAAAUUGCUUGAUCUUUAAUUUCUUUUCAAGUGUCAAACGAGCUCGGAAGCUUCCAAGCACAUUCGGAUUACAAGUAGUCGAGCAGCCGAUAGCAUCGAGCCGUCAUCGGCGAGACGGGUGACGUGCUAAUCGUACUUUGUGACUUUAGCGAUAGAGAUAAUUUAUACGGAAACCAAAAAAAAAAGAAAGAAAGAAAGAAAAGGAGAAAUACGUGUAAGAAGUCUCAAACGAAACGUACCAAAAAUAGCGCGUGCCAAUGCGCAUGAUUUAACUUUUAGUCUAGCUGCGUUAGUAGGGUGUAUCGAGAGCCUCGGUGAAGCUGUGCGCUUUUCUGUCGAGAGAGUGAUCUCGGUCGCGACGGGGGAUUGACGCUCGUUGUCGCGAGAUACGUGGAUUCGACCGAUCAUGAGCGUCGGUUUCUAGCGUACGAGGAAUUAGCAAUUUUAAAUUAUCGUAUUUAACUGUACCUCUAACAAAAUUAGCUACUGUGACUGUUUUUCAAGAGGAUCAAACGGUGCGUGGGGCUAGACUUCGACCGAUUCAUUAGAGGAGAUGAUCGCCUUCGAAUCCGGCUGCUCGCACGCGACUUGAUCACUAUGCGGUCACUUUAAACGCGACGGGAGACGAAAUCGAGCGUGAAAAACGUUGCCUGGGAGAGAGAGAGCCUCUUGGCCUCGUUCGAUGAGAACCAAGAUUCGUCCCCUCUCAACCCCGCUCGAUUACACGCGAACCUGAGAUUUAGUGAGAGAUCGAAUGACCCGUGAUAUGCAACGUACGGUAAAUCGAAAUCAUGCGUGAUGGUGAUCGUUUCUCGGUUCUAGUCAAUCUAUCGAGGAGCUCGCCGGCGACAUGCCGGCGAAGCCGUCGUUUUACCGAGAGUGUAUAUCCGAGAGGAGAGAAGUGAGGGUCUGGGAGGGAGGGCUGUUCACACGCGCAAAAUUAAUUUAAUUACGUGAAACGUUCGUAGAUAUCAAGCGAGCAAAACGUCGAGGACAAGCAUGAGGGGUCGGGGCGUGAGGAAUACGCGAGUGUGUAUUUGUAAGAUUUAUCGGGUUGCCAGUUUAUAUACGACUCAGCAUUAAGAAGCGAUGGUGUCUGUGUGUGGGGAACGUGUGCGUUUCUUGAGUGCUAAGGCGAAAAGUGCGGGCGGCUUUACCGCGAGCGUAGGACGUUAAGUGCGACGAAAUCGAGAGAGGAAAUCAAGUAGACGAAAUAGAAAGCUAGGCGAGUCGAUCGCGCCGCGUGACGGACGGGUCUCGAGUCUAUAGAUAAUAUAAUACUAUAUUAUACAAUAACAUAGUAUUAUGUGAUAUUAUAUUAAUUAUGUAAUAUGUAAUAUACGCUCGAGACGCGCGAAACCACCCCAUCGGAGCGCGCCCUAAGCCCUUUCGCGCCACGUCUCGCUCGUUUCCUUUCGCGUUUCUUUUGCUCCGCUAUUUCUCACGGCACGCGCGUACAAGCGAGCUCUCUCCCUUCGACGCGCACCUCGCGACGCACAUUUUUCAUUUCGUUUCACCUCACACUCGUCUCACAGCCGUACGGUCGUAAGGGACUUUACCAUCGGACCAAGCGCGACGAUCCGGUAUCUCGGAUGUCUCGUUCGAGAUAAUAAACUCUCGCCAGGGUGGCCUAGUUCGUGCAUCGACAUCGGGAAAUUCAAGUUUCCGCAGCGAUCGAUUUAACGCGACAGUGAAAGUCGUCUUACAUCGGAGAUAUCUGAAAAAUUGCCUUCUUAAACGUCUGAGAGAAAUGGUACCUUUUUAAACGUUUUCACGUUUGUGAUAAAGCGAAGAUUUUUUAUCGUUUUUAUUUUAUUUUAUUUUAUUCUAUUUCUGUUUUAUUUUUUUUUUUUUGUAGGAGAGGAAAGAUAUAACGAUUAUUAUUGAUACACCGAGGCGUUUUUUCGCGGACAGUCUUUAUUCAGAUGUAUAUCCCCAGGGAGGUUUUAUACGUAGCGAUAUGGCGUUUGCGCGCAAUGAUCCACGUCAUUUUCAUAUCAACCUACCAAUCGCGGUAAACGGGGAAGGCAGUGCGAAAGAAAAGUCGCUCAGCACGGUCGCGAUUUCGUUGACGAGGCAACUUGAUCGCGGAACUGAGAGAAUCUGAGAGAGUCAUGCCGCGAAGGAUCUUUUUGUCCGAGGUAAAUCGAGUUCUCCCGAUGGAAAAAGAAUGAACUCGAAUCGACAGCUAAAAUGCUUCGCGAUGUGAGAUCGAUGAGGAAUUACUUUUUCGUCCUUGUUUAUUGCCACGGGACGCCCGCGUGACAAACGUUGCAACUUUGUGGCGCAAAACCGGCACCAGUCGUUUUUAUGCACGGUGACUUUUUUUUUUUAUUACACGACAAACAUAAAACGUUUCUCUUUUGUGCACAGGAAAAAGGUGUACUGUAAAGACGAUAGAUGGAUCAUGUGUCGAGUGUCUGCUAUUUAUUUCUAAUUAUAGAUAUUCAAUCUUGUCGGUGUUUCUGUUAGAAUUAAAUUCAGGUCCAGCUUUCGUUCGUGGCGAGUUAAAGUUGCGACGUUUUCACGAAUGAAUUCCGGGGGCGUCUCAUCGACGGAUGGCCCGUGCGACAGCGCGAGUUGCUUCGUGGCACAAGCGUGCGACUUAAUUUCGCUUUGGUGAAACUGUAUCCGAGAUGCGAGAAGGUCCUUUUAUUUUGUAUUACUGUCCCUAAGAUUAGUGUUACUGACUGUGUAGUCGCGCGAUAACGUAGCUGUAUUAUUCAUUAUUCACCAUGAUUGCCAUAUUGUUGUAAAAUUAGCUUAAUACACAGAACAGCCGGUAGAAGCUAUUGUGACGAGUAAUAUAUAUAUAAUUAUACAUACAAAUAUAUAAUUAUACAUAUAUAAAUAUAGAGAUAACGUAUUAGUUAUACUACUGCUAAGUCAUACUUUUAUGUGUGUGUAUGCGUGUGGCCGCGCGUGGACGGAUGGAUGGCACGUAUGUGUGUAGCAUUUCUAGUCACGUAAUCGAACCAAAAAAGAAAAGAAAAGAAAAA
Monomorium pharaonis (pharaoh ant) is the source of this 8430-nucleotide messenger RNA. It is a transcript of the gene Galphao, whose product is annotated as guanine nucleotide-binding protein G(o) subunit alpha. Gene Ontology annotation, biological process: adenylate cyclase-modulating G protein-coupled receptor signaling pathway. Gene Ontology annotation, molecular function: G protein-coupled receptor binding; GTPase activity; G-protein beta/gamma-subunit complex binding. Lineage: Eukaryota; Metazoa; Arthropoda; Insecta; Hymenoptera; Formicidae. The transcript is spliced from 9 exons. Gene Ontology annotation, cellular component: heterotrimeric G-protein complex. The record is from RefSeq and is a predicted model, not a curated record. The coding region runs from base 1548 to 2612 and encodes 354 amino acids.